Molecule: messenger RNA, 1282 nt
Organism: Hippocampus zosterae (dwarf seahorse)
Lineage: Eukaryota; Metazoa; Chordata; Actinopteri; Syngnathiformes; Syngnathidae
Gene: avpi1
Product: arginine vasopressin induced 1
Exons: 3
Coding region: 221-790 (189 amino acids)
Source: RefSeq, a predicted model, not a curated record
UUUUGGCUUGUGGCACGUCAGCGAUGUAACCGGCUCAAGGACACAAAGGGAUCACCAAGGAACCAACAAAAAUGCUGUACGUCACACACCGUGGCAGCGUUCAUAAAAAACAAAGCUGUUGGCUGCAUCAAUGAAAAUGUAAUAUAAGUGACUAUUGUCGACACAAGACCAUUAUUUUGCACAGCCCUUGUAUGUCACCUUGCCCUGCAUUUUUCCUCAGAUGGAUAGUGGGCCCACAUCCCCUCCUUCGUCCGUGGUGGCUAGCCCCUCCACCCUGUGGCGCCUGGCCGAAAGGCGAGCGCGUAAGGCCGGCUCUGGGAACAUCUUCAGCAAUGUGAACCUGUGGCAACUCCAGAGACUUUUCAGGGCUGCUGGAGACCAGGAUGCAGAACAGAGGGCCCAACUAGUUUGGGCCCACAGGGAUGAGACCGAGUUAGCCCAGGCCCUGGUGGGACUUAGGACCCGGAGUCAUGGCAGAGUUCUGAGGGCUAGCAGGAGGGACUUAAUGGGCACACACUGGUUACGGGCCUUCAAUCAUCUCAGGAUUGAAGAGGGCUUCCCAAGCAGUCCGGAAAAGGACUCUGGUGAAGAGACAGAUCCAGAAGCUGUGCCUCACAACAGCGAAGGCCCACAUCAGCACACUACAACUGAGCAAACUACAGGGCCUUCGGCGGUUCUAAAUGAGAGCCGAGGCUUCAGAAGGUCAGAGAGACCGCCUCGAUCUUUCUCAAGCUCAAGGACAGGUGGAGAGAGCGACCCUGACAGAUACCUCCACAGAAUACAACACUAAAGGAGUGAAGAAGUCAAAGGAGAUUUUCGUCCUCAGAAUACAACACUAACGGCGUCAAGAAAUCAACAACACUUGGACCAAGGGCACGUUUUAGCAAUGUAUUCAUUGCUAGAUAGCAGGAUAUCAGCGCGACAGUUUGUCUAUUUAGGGAUGUUUUGUUUAUGAUAGUACAGACUUACAAAUGACUUAACUGAGCACAAUGAAUCAGUUUGCGCAGUGGCAUAAGAAUGCGUCGUCAGAUACUCCAGUUUUACAGUUUUUGUGUUUUAAUAUUGAUGGUUUACAACUCAUACAAUCUGUUUACUGUAAUUAUGACAUGACCAUUGCUGUAUUGAUACUUGCGGAUCUCCAUUGCAAAUCGAAGACCCCUUGUACAGUACCAGCAUACAUUACAUGUAAAUGUAUUUUUGGGAUUGAAGGAAAACACUACCAACCUUAUAAAAGAGGGUUCAAUGUUCAAUUUUCACUAAAGCCUGUGGUAAUAAAGUACUG